AUGAACAGUGUGAGCGGGGGCAAGGUCUGUUGCGGUUCCCCGGGGCCCCCUGCGGCUUCCCCGUACCCCGCCUUCCGCCCGGGUGUGGGAGUGUGCCCACCCGAAACCCUCACGCCGAGCCAGCCAGCCAGCCUCAGUCAUUCGUUCCACCCCACCAGCAACCCACCACGCCCACGCCCACCCUCGCAAGACUCCAGCAAGACUCCGUCACGAACGAUGCGCCACCCCUCAGCUUGGCUCGCCAGCCUCAUCAUAUCCUCGCUCGCCGUCACCCGGCCCGUCUCCGCCCAGGCCGCCGCGGGCAACACGACCAGUCCCAACACUCUUCCUUCUAACCUUGCCAACCUACCCGGAUUCGACCCGGCCAACAAUGGGACGAACGCAUCCAACCAUUCCCUGGCGGGAUACAACACCACCAACACCACCACCACCCCCGCCGUUCAAUCGAACCCGGGCGCGAACGUCCGAAUCCCGACGACGAUCUCGCAGGGCUGCCAGGCCUUCCUCGGCCAGCUGAAUGCCAACCCGAACAUCACCUCUUGCACGGCCCCUCUGCUGAAUGCGACGGCCUCGUUUGCCAGCGGCCCCAAGUCGGUGACCCACGACCAAGUGCAGAAGGCCUUCGACGGGCUGUGCGGCUCGAACAGCGGCUCGGGAUGCGCCCCGCACAUGAUGUACACGAUCCUCAACCAGUUCUCGAGUGCCUGCAACGCCGAGCUCCAGACGGGGGUCGAGGCGGUCCGGAUGACCUACGACGUGCUCUACAUCCUCACCCCCUAUCGGGUCGCACUCUGCUCCAAGGACCCCACCACGAGCCAGUACUGUCCCUCCGUCAUCGCAGCCGCCGUCGUCAACGGUACUACCUCCCCCUCGAGCGCCAAGUCCGCUAACUCAUCCGCCUCCGACUUCGGCGCCAUGGUCAGCUCGGUCUUUGGCGACAAGCUCGUCUCCCAGCCCUGCACCCAGUCCGUCCUGGCCGCCUACAUCGGCUUCGAACAGGCCACACCCCACUUCGGCGGCCUCUCCUCCUCGGGGUACCUCUCCGGCCAGCUCAAGCUCUGGCAGGCCGUCAGCGAGCGCUGCGGCGCACCUUUCAUCGAGGCUAUCAACCAGGAGGCCGGCAUCAUGUCCAUCCUCACUACCUCCGCUGCCGCCGCCAUCAACCUCCUUCUCACCAACUCCUACUCCUCAUUGGCUCUGGCUUCCAUUCUCUUCAUCUCAAUCAAGUCUCUCAACCUCUUCUAA
Messenger RNA from Puccinia triticina, 1245 nucleotides. RefSeq lists its product as uncharacterized. Lineage: Eukaryota; Fungi; Basidiomycota; Pucciniomycetes; Pucciniales; Pucciniaceae. The transcript is spliced from 3 exons. The record is from RefSeq and is a predicted model, not a curated record. Bases 1 to 1245 code for a protein of 414 amino acids.